Molecule: messenger RNA, 6927 nt
Organism: Drosophila ananassae
Lineage: Eukaryota; Metazoa; Arthropoda; Insecta; Diptera; Drosophilidae
Gene: ed
Product: hemicentin-1
Exons: 9
Coding region: 665-4630 (1321 amino acids)
Biological process (GO): cell-cell adhesion
Cellular component (GO): cell-cell junction
Molecular function (GO): cell adhesion molecule binding
Source: RefSeq, a predicted model, not a curated record
GUAGCAGCUAGAAAUGACCAAGAUACCCUACAUUCGAGUGCGAGCACUGUAGAGCGUUGUUUCGAACCAAAAGCAGUGCGCGUCGCCGUCGCGUUUUCCGGUCGAUUUUCGCUACAUUUUCGCCCAUUUUCGCGUGUGACAACAAAAAACAGAAGCCAGAAAAUCAUUUCAGAAUAUUGGGAUUAUCUGAAAACAAAAAAUACUUAAAUUAAGUUCGUUCGUCUUCUUCUUGUUUUGCGGAAAACCCCUUCCGAAUAAAUUAAAAAAAACUCACAUGUGCUUAAAAAAAUAAAAAAAAUAUUUUAUGUGGUGAUAAAAAACAAAAACAAAAACAAUUAAACAACGCAAUGGAGCGUUGCAUCCACAACAACAACACGACCAGCUAGAGGAGCUGCGAAGGAGAAAGCUGUGUCUGUGUGUGUGUGUGUGGAGUGCAAACUACCGUUAUCAUCAUUGACAAAGAAAGGAGAAAGGAGAUACGAAGAGAAGGAGACAACCAAGUAAUAGCUAAAGUUUUUAGCGAAAAGACAACGUCAACUGCAGUUUUUUGGCCAAAAAACCUAAACGGAAGUUGCGAUAAUAAGCUAAACAGCAACAACAACAACAAGAAGAAAGAAGAAAGGAACAAAAAUCAAAAAUCAAAUAUCCUGAAAACAACAACAAAAUGAGGCGAAGAACAAGAGAGGUAGCGGCUGUCGCGCUAAAUAUUUGCCACUUUUUUCUGAUAGCUCUGACAGCCCUGAGCUCCUCCGUGAUCCUGGCCGACGAGUCGAUCGACACACGCGAGAAUGCCGACCUCACCCUGAAGUGUCGUUUUAAUGACAAGUAUGAUUCGAACGAUUUCUCCUUUUUCUGGACCCGUUCGAUUGCGAAUCCCGCCCAGUUCGAUAACGUGGCCAUCGGCGAUGUCCAGUUGAGUUCCGGCUAUAGACUUGACUUUCAUCCGGAGCGCGGUAUCUACGAUCUCCAGAUCAAGAAUGUCUCGUACAAUCGGGACAAUGGACGCUUCGAGUGCCGCAUCAAGGCCAAGGGAACCGGAGCAGAUGUCCAUCAGGAGUUCCACAAUCUCACAGUACUGACUCCACCCCAUCCACCCGUGAUCUCGCCCGGAAACAUUGCCGUGGCCACCGAAGACAAGCCUUUGGAGCUGACCUGCAGCAGUAUUGGCGGCUCCCCAGAUCCCACCAUAACUUGGUAUCGCGAUGGUUCCAAUUCCCCUCUGCCAGCCACUGUGUUGAGGGGCGGCACCAAGGAUCAGCCCACCAAUGCCACCUUGACGAUAACUCCCCGCCGGGAGGACGAUGGAGCCAAGUACAAGUGUGUGGUCAGAAAUCGGGCCAUGAACGAGGGAAAGCGUCUAGAAGCCACUGCCACUUUGAAUGUUAACUAUUAUCCCCGCGUUGAGGUCGGACCCGAGAAUCCUUUGCGGGUGGAACGUGACCGGACUGCCAAGCUGGAGUGUAACGUGGAUGCCAAGCCCAAGGUGCCGAAUGUCCGAUGGACGAGAAACGGUCGCUUCAUCAGCUCCUCGCUGGUCCACACCAUCCACCGAGUGUCGGUGCAGGAUGCCGGCAAGUAUACCUGCAGUGCGGACAAUGGCCUGGGCAAGACCGGGGAGCAGGAGCUCAUCCUGGACAUUCUCUACCCGCCGACGGUGGUCAUCGAGUCGAAGACCCGCGAGGCGGAGGAGGGCGAGACCGUCACUAUUCGAUGCAAUGUGACCGCCAAUCCCUCGCCCGUGACCAUUGAAUGGCUAAAGGAGGGCGCCCCGGACUUCCGCUACAGCGGCGAUGUGCUCACCCUGAAUUCCGUGAGGGCGGAACAUGCCGGAACGUACGUCUGCCGGGCCGUGAACUGGAUGCACAGCCAGGGCCAGGAGAGGAGCGAGCGUGUUGGUAACUCCACGGUGGCCCUGCUGGUGCGACAUCGUCCGGGUCAGGCUUACAUCACCCCCAACCGCCCUGUGGUGCAUGUGGGCAAUGGCGUUACCCUCACCUGCUCGGCCAACCCGCCGGGAUGGCCGGUGCCGCAGUACAGAUGGUUCCGCGACAUGGACGGCGAGUUCUCCAGCACCCAGAAGAUCCUGGCCCAGGGACCCCAGUACUCCAUCCCCAAGGCUCACUUGGGCAACGAGGGCAAAUACCACUGCCAUGCUGUGAAUGAACUGGGCAUCGGUAUGAUGGCCACCAUUGUCCUGGAGAUCCACCAGCCCCCCCAGUUCCUCGCCAAGUUGCAGCAGCACAUGACCCGCCGCGUGGGAGACACCGACUACACGGUGACCUGCAGCGCCAAAGGAAAGCCAGCGCCGAGCGUGAAGUGGCUGAAGGACGGCGUGGAGAUCCAGCCCGACCAGAACCUGUACGAAGUCCAGACCAAUCCCGACCAGGGCCUCAACGGCAUGGUCACCGUUCAGAGCCAGCUGAAGUUCCGCGGCAAGGCCCGUCCGAAUGGCAACGCCCUGGUGCCCGGCGAUCGUGGCUUGUACACCUGUCUCUACCAGAACGAAGUCAACUCGGCCAACUCCUCCAUGCAGCUGAGGAUCGAGCACGAGCCCAUUGUCCUCCAUCAGUACAACAAGGUGGCAUUCGACAUCCGGGAGACCGCCGAGGUGGUCUGCAAAGUUCAGGCCUACCCGAAGCCGGAGUUCCAGUGGCAGUUCGGCAACAAUCCAUCGCCCCUGACCAUGUCCUCGGACGGACACUACGAGAUCAGCACCACCACCGACAACAACGACAUCUACACCUCCGUCCUGAAGAUCAACUCGCUGACCCACUCUGACUACGGAGAGUACACCUGCCGAGUGGUUAACUCCCUGGACACAAUUCGGGCGCCCAUUCGGCUGCAGCAGAAGGGACCGCCGGAGAAGCCCACCAACCUCCGGGCCAUCGAUGUGGGCCACAACUACGUCACCCUCAGCUGGGACCCCGGAUUCGAUGGCGGCCUCAGCAAGACCAAGUUCUUCGUCAGCUACCGGCGGGUGGCCAUGCCCCGCGAGGAGCAACUGAUCCCGGACUGCGCCACUCUGGCCAACUCGAACUCCGACUGGGUGGAGGUGGACUGCCAGCGCGACAUUCCCUGCAAGGUCACCUCGCUGGAGCAGCACCAGAGCUACGCCUUCAAGGUCAAGGCGCUGAAUCCCAAGAGCGGAUCACCCUACUCCAAUGAGAUCUUGGUCACAACGAAGGUCAGCAGGAUUCCGCCACCGUUGCAGGUCACCUAUCAGCCGAGUACUCGCAUCCUGGGCAUCGAUGUGGGCGCCACCUGCCUGUCCCUGGUGGCCGUUGUGGAGUCCCUGGUGAAUGCCAACACUCCGAUGGCGUCCUGGGAAGUGGUGGCCACGCUCGACCAACUGCAGCUGUCCGGAAACGGACCCACCCACAAGGAUCAGGAAAUCGAUCGACUGAACGGACUGAACCGACAGACCGGAAGCCGUGCCCUGGGUCUGCCCAAUCCCGACGACGAGGACAACAGCCUGAACUCGCUGGCCCUGGAGGACGAGAACAAGCCCACCGUGCGGGUCAAGCUGUGCUUGAGGUCGAACAUGGAGCACUGCGGAGGCUACACCGAUGCCGAGGUUGGAGGUCCUUUCAUUGCGGAGAGCAGUGUGGCCACGCCCACUCUGAUUGCCAUCAUCGUGUCCUGCAUCGUGUUCGCCCUGUUCGCCGGCCUGAUCCUGAUGUUCUGCCGCUGCAAGAAGAACCAGUCGAAGAAGAGCGCCGCCGCCAAGGACUACGAAAUGGACUCGGUGCGCCCCUCCAUUGUGGCCGCCCAGCAGAACCAGGCCCCGCCCCCGUACUACCCCGCCUCCGGUCUGGACAACAAGGCCCUGGAGCACUCGAUGGAUCUCGCCCUCAGCAUGGAGGAGCAGAAGACGGCCCUGUAUGCCGCCCAGAACGGCUACAGCUAUCACCCGGGCAGCGGAGUGGUCGGCGUUGGUCUGGGAGGCGGUGGUGUGGGAGUGGGCGUGGGCGGUAGUGUGGUCAGCGGCAUGGGCGUGGGCGGAGGUGUCGGCGUGGGAGGAAUCGGCGGCAGUGGCGUCGGAGUCAAUGGCAUGCUGCCCCCGAUGCCAGGAAACGAAUGGGUGAAUAUGGGCUACAUGGAAAACAACUACUCGAACUCGAACAACGGCGGAAGUGUCAACUCGCAGGACUCCUUGUGGCAGGUGAAAAUGUCGGCGGCGGCCGUGGGUGCCCAGCAGAGUCUCGUCCAGGCGCCAAUGAACCAAUAUGUGGAACAGCAGCCCGCCUACGGUUAUGAUCCGCUGACCCACGGCGGCUAUGGGGCGGUCGAUGACUACGCCCCCUAUCCCCAUCUCACUGCCACGCCCAGCCAGGUGGGCGACGAAUACCACAAUUUGCGCAACAGCCAGAAUCCGUCCCGGCAGGACUACUGCAGCGAUCCCUAUGCAUCUGUGCAGAAGCCCAAGAAGCGAGUCGACCAGCAUUUAGAUUCACCAUAUCACGACGUAAGCGGCCUGCCCAAUCCCUACAACAUGGAGCACAUGGAACAGGACGAGGUCCUGCCGCCCCAGCAGCACAUGUCCUUGAGCUACGACGACAGCUUCGAGGGCGAAUAUUCGACAACGCCGAAUGCCAGGAACCGUCGCGUCAUACGCGAAAUUAUUGUCUAGGAAAUUCUAGUUCGAAAUGAGAAGUUAUCGGAUCAGCACACACCCAAUAUUCUACCACUCUCACACACUAAAUUCCAUUAUCAUUAUCAUCGAUUAUGAAUCACUUCAUCAUCUGUGUAAUCAUUCAUCGUUUCUGGAUCUAAUAUUUUGUUUUUUUUUAUUUACCUUGACUUCCUGCCACCUUCUCGACCGGAAGCGGCAGGAGGAGAUUUUUUAAAAAGUGGCCAUUUUGAAUACUUUUUUUUAAUAUAAAUAUUAAUUUGAUGUAGGCUUAGGUUUGAGGUUUAGACGACGAACGAACGUGUGUUGAGUUUUAUUGGCAACGAACGAGAUAUUCGCAUAGAUACCAUAUACCCUAGGCAUUAGAGUUCCGAUCUAUCAUCGCUCUAGUUCAGCACUUUGUUGACACAAACACAACUGACAAAAACUGAAUGAUAAAUAAACACAAGAUACACACGGAUAAAGCAUCACUGGACAAGCACUAAAUGUUACGAUUUACCAGGUACCAUAGGGCUAAAAACGUAGGUUAUAUUAAAAGGUCAUCUAGGUCCCAGUUGCAACAAACGAACUUUAAACUUUAAGGCAUCAAAUGUUGAAAGGAGCGGAAUUUCAAAAACAAAUCUCACACUUCACAUAGGCUAAGGUUGAUUAACUCUUAAGUGAUUCUUGCUGGUUCUGUGCGAUCUUCUCAAUAGGGCCCCGGGCUAUAUCUUACCCGAUAUAGCCAAUAUUUUUCGCAAUAACCGCCCUAGCACAGUCCAAAAAAAAAAAUAAAUAAAAUAUAAAAAAAAUAAUAAAAAAGAAAAAGAAAACAAACAUAAACAGUACGACCUGCCACAAAAAAAAUUAAGAAAACAAAACUUACCUUAACUUAAUUUUACAUUUUUAAAUAUAUCUGAAGAGAAAAAAAGAAAAUGUGGCUUUAAGUAAGUUAUACUAUGAUACAAAACUAAAACACAGACAACUUUAAAAAAUUAUUACAAAUAAUUAAAAAAUAGUACAGCGAAAAGCAAACAAAAACCAAUUCCUCCAAUCGAAAAACUUUAAUUUAAUUUACAAAAUUUUUUACCACCUAACGAUAAACGUUUGUUCUGUUUUCCAUUUGUUUGAUCGAGCUUUGUGUUGAAAAUUCAAAAUUUUAAUUGUAAUAAUCGAGUAAUUUGUAAUUAGUGUUAAGUCAUUCAGAAAACGAUUGAUUAAGUUAUGUUAACCCAUUGAUUUAAAUUAUAAAUGUUUUGUUUGUGCAUUGCGUUGGGUUUUUUAACCCUUUAUCAGCUCUGUGUUUUUUGCAACUUUUUGACAAUGGCACACACACACACACAUCCAGAAGAAGAGAAAAUGCGAAGCGGAACAUUUUUUAGCUAAGAUUUAAAUGUAAAUACAUGUGUAAUUUGUAUAUAUUUACUUGAAUUGCAAAGUAAAUAAGCAGCAGCGGCAACUUAAAUUAAAUUGUAGUUAAUUUUAAACAAUUUCAAAAUGAAUUUAAGUAGUAAGCAAGUGUUUAAGAGCAAAAUGCCACAAAAUAUAAAGAGCGGAACAGCUUGCAAAAAAAACAAAAUUAAAUUAAAAUAAAAGCAAAAAACGAAUUAAGAAAUCUUAAGAAUAGAAAAGAAAAUCUCGUUAAAUGAACAAAAUAAAACCAUAAUGAGCAAGUAAGAAAAAAAUACGAAAAUGAGAAUCUUUAUUAUAUAAAUUAUACAAUUUAAAUCAGAUAAGCGAAUAUACAUUAUAUAUAUAUAUAUAUAUAUAUAUACACGUACAUAUACAUCUACUUAUUAUUUGUAAAUAAGUAAAGCAUAAAUUUUCAUUUGAAAACCCCAAACCCCCCCCCAAAACGAAACGAAAUCCAUUAAAAAAAUAUAUUUCAAAACAAAACACAAAAAAGUGCAAAUCAAAGCAACAUUUUUUAUUUAGCAAAAAUAUUUAUAUAUAUUUUUUGCAAUUUGACUGACAGCAGUGGCAGUGGCACACAAAACACGAGCGAUAUAACAAAAAAAAAGAAAAUAUGAAAAAUGUUGAGCAAAACAGUAUGGGGAUACGAAGCAGCAGAGACAGAAUUUGAUGCCCUCGGGCGGUCUGUUCAAACAAUAAAACACUUUGUUAACUAUUUUGUAUGCAUUUCUGAUUUCAUUCAAUUCAACAAAUUGCCACCACACAACACGAAAUGAAAAAACAUUAGCUAAAAUAUUUAUGCAUAUACCAUCCAUACAACACACAGCCAAACACUCACUCAUUCGCCCACAAAAAACAAAAAAAAAACACCCAUUGACACUCAUGUGCGUUCACAAAAAACAAAA